CAAAAUCAUCUGAGAUGUGAAGAUGGCUGCGAAGUCAGUAAGUCGUGUGCGCCAAAUUCAUUGAUUAAUAAGGCCGAGAUAAAAUGUAUCGCCUUAUUGUUUGCCACGCGAUUUUUCGAAUGAAAAAGAUAGGCUACGCAUAAAGCUGUAAAGCAGCAAGUGAUGGGAAGAUGGUGAGGGAGCACUUUUACAACUGGUAUGGGUUCUCAAACGCUGGAAAUUUUGAGACAAGGCGUCUGGGCGAGCCUGACAGGAGGCUGGUUUUACGAUCCGCAUCUCGAUAUUUUUUCAAAUACUUUUCACCUUUACAUUUGGCUCUUCCUGCUCUGCUUACCAUUUACUAUAUAUCUUGUGGAGACAGAGGAGAUCUAGAGUAUUUUCCACCAACAUUGUAUGUUUGGGUGGCAUAUUGUUCUUCGAUCGGAGCACUAUUUGGUACAAUAAAAUGUGUCAAUCAUGCAUUGCAUUGUGUGUAUGAUACGACUGAAUGUUUAGAAGAAUGUGGUCAAGCUAUUAGCCAGCAAAGAUCAGAAAGUGAAAAAAGACAUAUAGUGCAUAAUAAAUGCAGGGAACAAUCACAAAAUCAAGUAGAUCAUGGAAUAGAGCUCCAAGUUUUAAGCGGAAAAACAGAUACACCACCUGUUGAAUGCUCAUCACGCAACUCUUUUAUCGAAUCAAAUGUGCAAAAUGCAGAUGCAGAUAGUAUAACAUCCGAGUACAAUCGAGAUAAACCUAGUUCAACUAUAGAUUUGAAGGUAGAAAUUCAUAGGAAAAAUAGUUCAGAAAGUUCAGAAGAAGCACAAUUAACUAAACCAAUGGUACCUAGUAUAAAUGUACAUGAAGCAGAAAUAGCUGCUACUCAACACUAUGAACCAUGUUUUCGAAGUAAAAGAUACGAAAGAAGGUUAAAACGACUCAAGUGCGUUGUUAUUACCGAGCAAGAUCGACAAGGUUCCAGAAAAUUGUGCAGGCAUGCAUCUAAAGAUUCACGAAAUCGUCACUCUAAACAGGGUAGUCUUGGUAAAACAGGUUCUGAAAGUCAAAUAAAACAAACAAGUUCAUUAGAACUGGAAGACCAUGCAGAUGAUUAUCCUUAUUGGAAGUCCAAUCAAAGUGUUCGACGUCUUAAUUCUAAUUCAAUUCCAAUGGAAACUCAUUUAAUGAACGAUCAUCCGCAGAGUUUAGAAAUUAUAUCAAAAAAGGAAGACAUGGACAAAAAUAAAAUUUCAUCACAUCCACAAUCCUUAGAGGUUAUCACAAAGAAACCACAUCAACAACUUAUUCAUCCACAAAGUCUUGAAAUAAUUGGUGCUACUAACAAAAAUAUGAACUCUACAGAUGACAAUAAUUUACCUCUUCACCCACAGAGUCUUGAAACAAUUAAUACUAAAAAGGUAUUACCUCAGAAUACAUUGAGAAAAAAUCAACUCCAGUUAUUACCAUAUCUUAGUUACGGAUCGGAGAUAGUACAUCCUAUAGCAGAACAAAGCGAUGAACAGUUUGCUAAUGAAAGUACAGGAGGAUUUAGUCUUCGCGAUUCUUGUAGUCCAUUACUUACUCGAAAAAGUUGUGAAACUAAUACUACCUCAAAUCGAGACAGAAGUCUUAGUACUAGCCGAUUUGAAGAUAGAUUUUCAAGAUUUAAUGGGGAUGCUGGUAUAGAUAAUGAUUCUGCAAAUUCUCGUGAUGCCCUGAUCGAAGAAUCAAAGCCUGGUGUGAAAAGAAGAUACAGUAACGCGAGUCAGAGCAGUCGUGAAUUUUCAGAUGGAGAGAGGUCCAAAGACAAAGAUAAAUUGAAAAAUAUAGAUGAUCCGUUAAAUGUUGGAAGUGUUCUUGGAAUUGAUCGAUUAUUCGAAGGCAAUGAUUGUACAUUAGAGUCACGAACGAAUAAAGGAUUGCAUGAUAAGGAACCAGAUUCUGGUUCGUCUAGUACGAUACUGAGCAUGGAAAACGAGGUGAAACGAAAGUUACUCCCGCAAUUAGAAACAGAUAACAAACGACAUCAAGGUGCGAUACCUAAACAAAGCCGUCCAAAACCUGCAGUAGAAGCUAUAGAUGAUAAUAUUACAACUGUUGAACAAACCCGGCCAAGACUUAAACGAACGUUAGAAGUCAGAAGAGACAAAAAUAGAAGAAGAGAAGGAAGAUUUGAGCAAACUAGCGGUUCGAACAACGAGUUAAGUACACUUAGCCUUGCAUCUUCUUUGUUAGCUACGUUAUUGACUUCUGGUCGAGAGUUACCUGGUCAAUCUAGUACAGUGUCCGAUUUAAGAUUAGGCUGUAGUUCAGAAAACCGAAACUCACGAAGAAGGCGAGGUCCUUUGAAGUGCUCAAUUAGACCGUAUCGCGUACCACGAGAUAGAAAUCGGGACGACAACGUUGUUCCGUUCACCGCUCUACUUGGAUUGAUAUCGAACGAAGAAUGUCAUUUGGUCGCUAACCAUAACGACACCAUAGAAGCAACCGUACCUUAUUUCCACGACGAAAGCGAACGCUGGUUAGCCUAUACCUUCGACGAGAAAACAUCCGACGCUGCUGCAGCUGCGCAAGUUCCUUCUAGCAAUAAUGAUAAAUUGUUGAACACCUUGCUACGUCAACAACUUAAUCAAAAUUUACGUUACGAUAGAAAUUGGGAAUUAACGGACACUCUAAGCAUCAGUUCUAGUAGUCCAUCGUUAAAUUCUCUUGAUUUAAGUAUACACAUAGAUACACCGCCUGUUUUGUCGAGCCCAAAAAGCAAUCAAACAAAGGCACAAAAUUCAUUUUCAUCAAAUUUAGUUUCUUCGAAUACUGGAAGUACUAAUCACUCGACGGGAGAAACCUCGGAACGAGAUCAAUUUCAUCAGAAUGCUGGGAAUUCGAAUCAGUGUGAACCUGAGACCUUAGAACGUGAUCAAUUUCAUCUGUACAUGUCACGUAUCGAAUCGAUGACAGAUAGAAAUCGAAGAUUACGGAAUUUAUUAGGAUAUUUCAAUUUGAACCUUUACCCAGUUGACUCUAAUCGUCGAGUGUCUGUCUUAACGAUGCCAACGCAUCAGGAAGCCGAUAUGAACACAAAUUUAUCUUGGAACCGAUUUAUCGGUGGUUUAGAUGGUUCUGAUUCUAAACCCAAACAAGCAAGACAUUACUAUAAAUGGAAAAUUGGGAAAUUACCGCACAUCAAAGUGCGAUUCGAUCGUUUAUUUUUGUUAGCUUUGUUGGAUCGAAAUUUGACCAUUUUUGAGACUAUCAUUUCGACGUUCCUAGCAGUCGCCGUCGCCGGAUUAGGUCUCUUGUUGCUUCAACAAGGAUUUUACCAAGAUAUAUUUGCUUUCAUGUUCUGCUUCGUAACUGCCGGAUGUCAGUAUUCAUUGUUAAAGUCUGUUCAGCCUGACGCUGCUUCUCCGACGCACGGAUUUAAUCGCAUAAUAGUCUUCUCCCGCCCCGUGUAUUAUAUAUUAUGUUCAGGGUUCAUAUUAAUUUUCAACGAAUCUUUGAGGAACUUUAAAACAUCCGAGUUUCGGAUAUACGGUUUACGAAUCGCAGACUAUGACGUUAUAUUGCAGAUACGCAAUAUUUUAUUAAUUUUUCUUUUGUGCUUUCCACUUGUAUUUUCUUUGGGUUUGCUCCCUCAGAUCAAUACUUUUUUAAUGUACCUCUGUGAACAUAUAGACAUUCAUUUGUUUGGAGGUAACGCUACCACUAGUCUACUUUCUUCCAUAUACUGUCUCUGUCGCAGUAUCGUCACUGUAAUUAUUUUGUACGGGUUUGCGUAUGGAGCGCUCACAGAACCCAAGUCUUCGCAACAUAUUUUAUUCUCCAUUUUUGCGGGCUUGUUAGUCGCUGUGUCUUAUCACUUGAGCAGAUCUUCCUCGGAUCCCUCCGUAAUGUGGGAUAUUGUUAAAGCAAAUUUGUGGCCACCAGAAGUUUAUAUGGAAGAAAAGGAAGCUAAGAUUAUUGAGAAUACAUCCCGUAGAGACAAUUUAUCUGCACCGUACAAGGAAGCAAAAUUCAGAGCAUACAGAAGAAAGAAACAUGUAAAGAUUGAAGUUGGCGAACAAAUGUCUGAUACAGAAUUAGUAGAUCCGUUGCCUGAAAAGUUGAGAGCAACAGUAAAUGCAAGAUUAAAAAAUGACUUAAUAGUGUGCACAGUGAUAGGUACUUUGUCUUUCGGAAUUCAUUGUUCAACCGUAUUCACAGCAUUACAGCCAGAAUUAAACCCUGUUUUAUGGGGCAUCGCAAGUUGUCUAGGAUUUCUGUUACAUUACAUCGUACCACAACUGAGGAAAGAAUUACCAUGGUUGUGUUUAUCAAGACCAGUACUGCGUAGUCAUGAAUAUCCUCAAUUUGAAGUUCGUGAACCAGUGAAAAUUAUGUGGUUUGAAAAAGCUUAUGUUUGUCUGUGUUUCCUGGAAAGGAAUGUUUUGUAUCCAAUAGUGUUUCUAGGAGCACUUACAGAGUGUUCGUCAAAAAUUGUAUCCAAAUUUGGAGAAAGUAUAGGGGCAUUAAUUAUAGUUGUCUGCGGAUUGAAAUCCUUAAGGUCUGCAUAUUCUGAUCCAUCAACACGUUACCUGGUUCUAAUUUUUGCUGUUCUGUUUUUCAAGCUAGAUUUCCGAAAUCUCAGUGAAACAUUUUUGGUAGACUAUUUUGUAACAGGAAUAGCAUUUGCUAAAGUUUAUGAAUUACUUUUGAAAAUUCGAUUCGUAGUUACAUACAUUGCACCCUGGCAAAUUACAUGGGGUAGUGCUUUUCAUGCAUUCGCUCAACCCUUCUCCGUUCCACAUUCUGCCAUGCUGUUCUUGCAAGCGGGUAUCUCUGCGAUUCUGAGCACUCCUCUAAAUCCAUUUUUGGGCAGUGCAAUUUUUAUAUCGUCGUACGUGCGUCCGGUAAAAUUUUGGGAACGAGAUUACAAGACAAGAAGAGUAGACCAUUCGAAUACACGAAUGUCUUCGCAUUUGGAUCGAAAUUUGGGUGCGGAUGAUAACAAUUUGAAUUCGAUAUUCUACGAACAAUUAACGAGAUCGCUGCAACACAGCCUUUGUGGAGACCUUGCUCUUGGCCGCUGGGGAAACGUUGAACAAGGCGACUGUUUUUUACUAGCAUCCGACUACUUGAAUUGCUUAGUACACAUUGUACAAUUAGGCAAUGGAUUAGUAACUUUCCAAUUGAGGGGCCUUGAAUUUCGAGGAACGUACUGCCAGCAAAGAGAAGUGGAAGCAAUAUCCGAAGGAAUUGAAGAUAACAACAACUGUUGUUGCUGCGAAAUGGGACAUUUUUCUAAUGUGUUGAGUGUGAACGCAGCCUUCAGACAGCGCUGGCUAGCUUGGGAGCUUGCUAGCUCCAAAUAUGUUCUAGAAGGAUACUCGAUCUCUGACAAUUCAGCGGUUUCUAUGCUUCAAGUGUUUGAAUUUCGCAAAGUACUAGUUACUUACUAUGUAAAAAGCAUUGUUUUCUAUACCGUCAAAUCACCAAAAUUAAAGUAUUGGCUAGAGAAUUCUGAAAUUGCGGAUGCACUUAGUGUAACUCUUAAAAAAAAUUUCGUUGACUUGGAUCCUGUGUUUAAUAUGAGCAUUCACGAGGAUUUUGACUUUCGUGCUAGCGGAAUUACAAGAAGCAGUUUCUGCAACGUUUAUUUAGAUUGGAUACAGUAUUGUGUUACUAAACAUGAUAAGACAUUAGAUAAGUCAAGAAAUUCACGGCUAGUGUCUUUAUGUCUCGCAUUGAGCCUUUUGGGGAGACGUGUUUUAGGAGCAGUGUCUAACAAUACUGUUUCGAACGUGGAAUUUUUUCUGUAUGGAUUGCAUGCUCUAUUUAAAGGAGAUUUUCGAAUAACAUCGGUUCGAGACGAAUGGGUGUUACUCGAUGUCGAUCUGUUAAGAAGUGUUGUAGCAAAAGGAGUAAGAAUGGCGUUAAAGUUACAUCAGGAUCAUUUUAUGAGUCCAGAACUGUACGUUGAGCUGUCUGCUCUUUAUGAAGCUAUAGACAGUCACGACAAGAAUCUUGUGAUCAGUCAUGAAGCAGAUCCGCUCUGGAGAAAUGCAGUUCUGAACGGCGCCCCUAGCCUUCUAGCUCUUAGACAUGCACUUGAUGACGGCAUCGACGAAUAUAAAGUAAUAAUGCUUAAUAAACGUUUUUUAAGUUUCCGUGUAAUUAAAAUGAAUCGCGAAUGUGUCCGUGGUUUGUGGGCUGGACAGCAACAAGAAUUAAUAUAUUUGAGGAAUAGAAACCCGGAGCGAGGCUCUAUACAGAAUGCAAAACAAGCUCUUAGAAAUAUAAUAAAUAGUUCUUGCGAUCAACCGAUUGGUUAUCCAAUUUACGUUUCGCCGCUGACAACUAGUUACGCAGAAACUAAUGAACAGUUAUGUUCAAUAAUUGGAGGACCUUUGAGUCUUGGAAUAAUCAAGACUAACAUUUUGAAAUUGUGGCAAAGUCUUAUUUACAGAGUUAGAAGAAGAUGUGGUCAAGGUUGUUCUUCCGGAGGCACAGGAUCUCAAGAUGAUGGAGGUUUUGGUAACGAUGGAGUAUAUGCAAUGACUACAUACAAUAUUCAUUUAGGCUACAGUCAGUCAGGUCACCAUACAUCCGGCUCACAGUCCAUAGAUUCUGGAUGUCAAAUUGGUGGAUCAACUGGACGUGGUUCUUUGGGAAGAACAAAUACAGGAUCUCUAGGUGGAAACAGAGGAUCGCUGGCUUCGGUUGGUAAACCUACAAGCUCAACACUUGCUAGUUUAGCUGGUCUUCUUAGUAACAGCGAUAUUAAAACUGAAACUAAAAGCGAGACAAGUUUCACCAGUAAAUUAGAGAAAGAGGAAGUCUUACAAAGAGUACGGAUCAUAGAUCCUAAUCAAGUGUACGAUGCUAUUAAUUUGGGUCGUCGCAUAGACGUAAUUUGGCCAGACGAAAGGAUGAGGCAACAAGGCGGUAGAUCUGGAUGGCAACAUUGGGUACCUGAAAGAGGUAUGGAAGGAUGCGUUGUUCAUUGUUGGUCCCCUAAUCAUCGUGAUCCUAAUCGGCGGUCUCACGUAGAUAAAGUAAUCUUACUUGUCAAAAUUGACGAUAAAUAUGUUCCGAUAGCAGAGCAAGGUGUACGAAAUUUGGGGGCAGAAGUGUGAUGAAGUAUUUUUGAAUCCUUUAUAGUAAUACACAUAACGAUUUUCAUACAGUCUUUUUUUGAAUCACGCACUACGAAAUAGAAUUAAUAGAAAUGCGUUAAAAAUUUAAAAAAUUCAUUCCAGUUACAAAAUGAUAAAGUUCUAUCGUAAAUGAUUAUUCUUAAAAUUGUACAUAAUGAAAAUCGACGAAUUUUAAAGACUAGUUUCCUAAUUCUACAUACACACAUGUAUAUAUACAACCACAAAAUACUCUACGUUAUACAAUUUUUCUAAGAUUUUCAUUUACCGGAUUUUUUCCCGUUUUUCGUUUUUCUCUCAUUUUCCUUCCAUUACAAUAAUAUUUAAUAGAUGCAAUUUCCUUGAAAUGUUUGGAACAAACAUGAAUUUUAAAACCUUACAUAAAAAAUUAGUUAAUAUUUUAUCUAUUAUAAUCCAAGGAUUAUUCAUACAUAUUUACUGUGAAGACUAAUCACAAAGUAAAUUGUAUCAUGUUGUAUCAUACUAUGUAUCAUAUAACUAUUAGAUGAUUUAGUAAUAACAGAAUCUAGGUGUUACUUGUUGUUAAUAAGCUAAAUUAUUUUUAUCGAUAUAAAGUUCAUGAUUGGGUAUGUUCAGAUUCUACUGAUUUACAUUGUUCAUAUUUCAAUUAUUAUAUGUUUUUUAUAAUUUAUAAUUGUAUAAAACAUAUAAUUCUGAGAAAUAUAAUAACGUAUAAGAAUAGCGAUUGUUAUAAAUGUUCGUGAAUUGCAUUGUUUGUUAAGGAAGAAAGAUAUUUGUGUUACUGUUAUUGAACAUGCCCAAUAACAACAAGUAACAUUAGUGAAAAUUUGUAUAUAAUAUCAUUCGUGUUUUUCUACAUUUUGUUACAUUUUUUUUAAACUACUUGAUAUAGAUAAGUUGUAAAUAUGCGCAACAUUUCUGCAACAUUAAAGCGUCCAAAUGUAUUUACUGAACAUGUAAUUUUGUGGGGCCAUAAAAUCGCCUCUACAGAACAUAUCGGUGCACUAAUAGCAAUGUUAUAUAUAUAUCUUAAAUUUUGUUUGUAUGCGUUUAUUGUAUGAAAAUUAGGAUAAUCGUGUUGGUGUGUUUACAUGUAGUAUGUAUUCCGUUAUAAUUUUCACUAAAAAGAAAUUAAUAUUACAUUGAACAUUACUUCGUGUAAAUACACCCACAUUUAUCCGAAGAAUAAAAAUAAAUUUAUUAUCA
Megachile rotundata (alfalfa leafcutting bee) is the source of this 8297-nucleotide messenger RNA. It is a transcript of the gene pcx, whose product is annotated as pecanex. The record is from RefSeq and is a predicted model, not a curated record. Gene Ontology annotation, biological process: endoplasmic reticulum organization. NCBI's taxonomy places the organism in Eukaryota, Metazoa, Arthropoda, Insecta, Hymenoptera, Megachilidae. Gene Ontology annotation, cellular component: endoplasmic reticulum; membrane.